This is a messenger RNA of Ipomoea nil (Japanese morning glory), 3010 nucleotides long. RefSeq names its product LRR receptor-like serine/threonine-protein kinase FLS2. Lineage: Eukaryota; Viridiplantae; Streptophyta; Magnoliopsida; Solanales; Convolvulaceae. The record is from RefSeq and is a predicted model, not a curated record. Gene Ontology annotation, molecular function: protein binding. Bases 86 to 2929 code for a protein of 947 amino acids. The transcript is spliced from 4 exons.
CAUCCUUCAUUACCACUAAGAUAAAAUAUAAUAUUCCAUUAUCUUCUAAUAAUAGUUCUCAUUAUUAUUUCUUUAAUUAAUUUGUAUGGCGAAUCCUUGUUUGUUUUGUUUAUGGUUAAUGUUAAGCUUUGUGGUACUUCAGGUGCAGGGUGAUGGAAGUGUUGGGUGUGAGGUAGAAGAAAGAAGAGCACUUUUGAGACUAAGAGAUGUGUUUAAGUAUCUAAACGGAACCACCCCUCUUCCUUCUUGGGAUGAAGAAAAAGAAACGGAUUGCUGCAUGUGGGAAAGGGUUAAGUGUGACCAAUCCAAUCACCAUGUCACCCAACUCUACCUUAGGGGGAUUAGGCUAUGGAGUAGUUCUGAUGAUUUUUUCCUAAAUGCUUCGCUAUUUCUUCCCUUCCGGGAACUACAGAAUCUGAGCUUAGAUUCAAACAAAAUACGAGGGUUCCAUGAGGUACUAAACUUAAGCAAGUUGCAGGUUUUGGAUUUAAGUUUCAAUUGGUUUGAUGAAAUUCCAAGUUUAGGUUUACUGCGCUCACUUAGGAUCCUUAAUAUGGGAGACAACUCGAUCAAUACUUGGUCUCACUUUGAAGAGCUAACAACUUUGAAACAUCUGGAGUUGCUCAAUUUUGCUUUCAAUUAUCUGAGCGGAAAAGUUCCCAAUGCCCUUGGAUCCUUCACCGCUUUAAAGUUUUUGUCAUUCGAAUACAAUAAUCUAAAUGGCUCAUUGAUAGAUGGAGGCUUCUGCAAAUUGAGAAACCUUCAAGAGUUGGGUUUGGGAUUCAAUACAUUUGAAGGAAGAAUACCUUCAUGUAUUGGCAAUUUGACAUCCCUUCGUACCCUUGAUCUUCAAUCAAAUUACUUCACUGGAACACUUCCUUCGGCCAUUUUUUCUACUCUGAAUUUACUUGAAUAUCUCUCCCUUUCCUUCAACUACUUUGAAGGUUCUUUCUCGUUCAACUCAUUUGGGAACAAUUCCAAACUUGAGGGUUUUGAACUUGAAAACUUUAACAACACCAUGAUGGUAAAUACAGAAAACCCACCUUGGAUGCCUCAAUCUCAGAUCAAAAUAUUUCGAUUACUAAACUGUAAACUCAAUGAGCCUAGCGAGAAUCUACCUAGUUUCCUGUUAAAGCAACGUGAGUUGCUUGUCCUUGACCUUAGCCAUACUGGGGUGAGAGAAAUAUUACCAUCCUGGUUGCUCAUCAAUAACUCAAAUAUGAAAGUUCUCAACCUUGCUGGCAACCUCUUAACAGGAUCUUUUACAUACAACAACCAUCAAACAAAGAAUGAAUACCUCAGGAUGUUAGAUGUUUCUAUGAAUCAAAUCCAAGGGGUACUUCCACACUCUAUAGGUGUUUCAUGUCCAAGUCUCACCGUUUUGAACAUGUCUAUGAAUACAAUACAAGGUGGUAUUCCUCCCUCUAUGGGGGAAUUGACAGAUUUGAUUUCGCUUGACUUGUCAAACAACAAUUUUUCAGGAGAACUGCCACACGAAUUUGUCAAGGGAUGUAUCAGUUUGCAGAUUUUGAAGUUAGAAAACAACAAUUUGCAAGGUAGAGUUCUUCCUGCAAAUUCAAACAUGAGUAGCCUUGAGUAUUUGGGUUUGACAAACAACCGCUUUACGGGUGAGCUCUCUCGUGGCCUACUAAAUAGCAAAUCUUUGUUAGUAUUAGAUUUGAGCAACAACUCAAUCACAGGCAAGAUUCCUAACUGGAUUGGAUACCUUUCAAACCUCAAGGCAAUAGUUUUGUCUCAUAAUUUUCUACAAGGUCCUAUACCAAUGAGCUUUUGCAAGGUGAAGGAAUUGGGCUUUUUAGACUUGUCUAAGAAUAAAUUUACGAAGACUAUACCUGCUUGUUUGAAUGUCUUAUCACUAAGAUACUUGCAUUUGCAUGGCAAUGAAUUUACUGGAUUCGUGCCAAAACUUUUGUCUGAAGCUUCUGCACUUGUGACACUAGACAUGAGAAACAAUAACUUAUUUGGCAGUAUUCCUAAUUGGAUAAGUUCACUCUCAAAUUUGAGGUUUCUUCUCCUAGGAGGAAAUCAACUGGAAGGUUCAAUCCCUUCUCAACUCUGUGACCUUAAGAAUGUUAGCAUGCUUGAUCUUUCCUCAAAUAAUCUUUCUUCCUUUUUGCCUUCUUGCCUGCAUAAAGUACUGUUUGGGAGCAAACCAACAUUUGAUGUCAUGGUUGGGCUUAAUAUAUACGAAUGGUUUCCUGGAUAUCCUCUUAUUAGUACAUACUCGUAUGAAAGCCAACUUCAAAUAGGCCAAUCCUUGGAGUACGAUUAUGACGUUCCAGUUGAGGAAGAAGAAGUGGAAUUUGUAACAAAAAGUAGGUCUGAAUUAUACAAAGGAAACGUAUUGAAGUACAUGUCUGGACUUGAUCUUUCUUUCAACAAUUUUACGGGUCCAAUUCCUCAUGAGAUCGGGUACUUGAGUGAUAUCCACACUUUGAACUUAUCACACAAUCACUUCAUAGGCUCUAUCCCAACUACAUUCUCCAACUUAAAGCAGAUAGAAUGUUUGGACUUGUCUCACAAUAGAUUGAAUGGCCAAAUUCCUCAAGACUUGAUAGAAUUGCACUUUCUGUCAAUAUUUUCUGUGGCAUUCAACAAUUUAUCAGGGAGAAUACCAGACAAGAAUCAAUUCUUAACAUUCGACAACAACAGUUAUGAAGGUAACCCUUUACUUUGUAGACAACUGUUGGGAGAAAGCUGCAACAGCAGCUCUAGCAUUGAACCAUCUUCAUCUUCAGAGCCAAUUAUAGAAGAGAAUGACCCAUUCAAAGAUACAUUUGUGUGGAGUUUUAUAGCAUCUUAUAUUGUAGCAUUUAUAGCUUCAGUUAUUAUUUUUCUAUGCUGUACUGACUAUUCAGAACGGCUACUUAUGUCUGUUCGGGCAAAAUUUGUAGUUUUCAUUUUCUAAUUAAUGUGUGUAAUAAAUUUCCCAUUCAGUAUUCUAAAUCUAUGUACACUUACAUUAAAGAUAACAGUAAUCAAUUUCUUA